Molecule: messenger RNA, 1989 nt
Organism: Tupaia belangeri chinensis (Chinese tree shrew)
Lineage: Eukaryota; Metazoa; Chordata; Mammalia; Scandentia; Tupaiidae
Gene: FAM13C
Product: family with sequence similarity 13 member C
Exons: 14
Coding region: 108-1856 (582 amino acids)
Source: RefSeq, a predicted model, not a curated record
AGCGUGCCGGGCGAGCCCUGAGACUUGCCUUGCAAUGCCAUGUUUGUGUAUGUGCUCUGACUCCCGGAGAGCAAUCAGGGAGACGGCUCCCCGGCCGGACUUGGCUGAUGUUUUCUUGUUUCUGUUUCAGCCUUCAGGAUAAUUCCUUCAACAGCACCGUUGUAACAGAGUGUGAGGAAGACACCAUCUCUUUACAUGAAGACCAGACUGAUUGCACCAGUCUCAGAGAUGAGAACAAUAAAGAGAACUACCCCGACACUGCCCUCACGCUCCUAGAGGAGCAGACGCCAUCCCGCGAGGCGCCGCAGCACGUGGAGCACCCAGUUCUGGUGGACAGCGUGUUGCGACCCAGCAUGGGUAACUUCAAGUCCAGGAAACCCAAGUCCGUCUUCAAAGUUGAGAACGGGCGGAGCCACGUAGAAACUCAGGAGACAGAGCAUGUGGUACCCAGCCAGUCAGAAUGUCAGGGAGUAAUGCCAGCUCAUGAAAGUCCACAGAACAACACCUUCAGGUGCCAAGAAACAGUUCGACUUCAACCAAGAGUAGACCAGAGGGCUGUCAUUUGGCCAAAGGAUGCUUUUGAAACUCAGCAAGACUUAAAUGAGGAAGAAGCGGCUCAGGCGCAUGGAGUCAAGGACCCAGCCCCAGUGACGACCCAGAGCGUGCCUGCUGAUGGGCCGGAUUCUGCAGACUCCACGCCAGUCCACAAAGAUGGGCAGAAUGAAGCUGACAGUGCCCCAGAAGACCUCCAGUCUGUCGGGACCAGCAGGCUGCUCUAUCACAUCACUGAUGGUGACAACCCGCUGUUGUCACCGCGAUGCUCUAUCUUCAGCCAAAGCCAGAGGUUCAACUUAGACCCUGAGUCAGCCCCUUCUCCACCCAGCACUCAACAGUUUAUGAUGCCCCGAAGUUCUUCACGGUGCAGCUGUGGUGAUGGCAAGGAGCCACAGACCAUUACCCAACUCACCAAACACAUCCAGAGCCUAAAGCGAAAAAUUCGGAAAUUCGAAGAAAAAUUUGAACAAGAAAAGAAGUAUCGGCCCUCACAUGGUGACAAGACUUCUAAUCCUGAAGUCCUGAAAUGGAUGAAUGAUUUGGCUAAAGGUCGUAAACAGCUCAAAGAACUGAAGCUGAAGCUGUCAGAAGAACAAGGAAGAGUUCCCAAAGGUCUACCUAGAAACUUGUCCUGCGAGCAACCCACAAUUCCCAGGGAGAAUAGAAAGCCGGAAGCUGCAGGUCCUGAGCCAAGCUCUUCUGGAGAAGAGACUGCAGAUGCUAUGCUGACAUCACUGAAGGAAAAGAGAGAGCAACUUCCUCCCCAGGAAGAUUCUAAGGUAACUAAGCAAGACAAGAACCUCAUAAAGCCUCUUUAUGACCGAUACAGAAUUAUCAAGCAAAUUUUGUCAACACCUUCCCUUAUUCCAACAAUUCAGGAGGAAGAGGACUCUGAUGAAGACUAUCCACAGGGAAGCCAACAACCUUCUUUGCCAGAUUCAGCAACUCAUCUUCCCAUUGGUGACCACCUCACCUACUCCAAUGACAUUGAGCCCGUUAUGACCCUGCUACCAGAUGAAAAGAAAGAAGUAAAACAACCAGCUCUCUCCAUGUCCAAUUUACAUGAGGCCACCAUGCCUGUACUUCUUGAUCAUCUCCGAGAAACUAGGGCUGACAAGAAGAGACUGCGGAAAGCCUUAAGAGAAUUUGAAGAACAAUUUUUUAAACAAACAGGAAGAAGUCCACAAAAAGAAGACAGAAUACCAAUGGCAGAUGAAUAUUAUGAAUACAAGCACAUUAAAGCCAAACUGAGACUAUUAGAAGUCCUCAUCAGCAAGCAAGAUGUGGCUAAAACUAUUUGAGAGUCAUAAAAUGUUUAUGAUCACCCUCACCCAAGAUAAAGUCAAGUUUAUUUUUCUCUGCUAUUCUUGCUAAGUAGUUUUGACAUACUGAAAAUGGAAGCACUUUAGUGGUAGUAUUAGCUGUUUUAGAGAA